Molecule: messenger RNA, 3179 nt
Organism: Lonchura striata (white-rumped munia)
Lineage: Eukaryota; Metazoa; Chordata; Aves; Passeriformes; Estrildidae
Gene: TMPO
Product: thymopoietin
Molecular function (GO): DNA binding
Source: RefSeq, a predicted model, not a curated record
AAGCGCUCGGUGCGCGCGCCCGCCCGCUGUGGAGCUGGUCCCUGGCGCGGAGCAGGCGAGUCCUCCUCCUCCUCCUCCUGCCGCUCCCCCGCCCCUUCUCCUCGCGCUUUGUUGGUGCCUCUCCCGGGAGAGCGGCGGCGGCUGCGGCCGGCGGCGAUGCCCGAGUUCCUGGCGGAUCCGUCGGUGCUGACCAAGGAGAAGCUGAAGAGCGAGCUGAUCGCUAACAAUGUGAGCCUCCCGGGCGGCGAGCAGCGCAAGGACGUGUACGUGCAGCUCUACCUGCAGCACCUCACCGCCCGCAACCCGCCCGCCCUCGCGCAGCCCGACUUUUCCAGCGACGAGGAGCGGGAGCCCACACCGCUCGGCGCCCGGAGCCGCGGAGCUGCUGCCGCCGGGCGGAAAGCUACAAAGAAAACUGACAAACCCAGACCAGAGGAGAAGGAUGGCCUAGAUAUAACAGAGAUGAGCAAUGAAGACCUUCAAGAGCAACUUACGAAGUAUGGAGUAAAUCCUGGCCCCAUUGUAGCAACUACUAGGAAACUUUAUGAGAAAAAGCUUUUGAAACUGAUGGAACAAGGUCCUGACCUGAAGGCACCUGUGCCUCUCCCAGCAAUUUCAACUACUGAGAACACCAGACAGAAUGGAAACAAUGAUUCUGACCAGUACAGUGACAAUGAGGAAGAUCCGAAGACUGAGCUGAGGCUUGAGAAGAGAGAACCUCUGAAAGCCAGGAUGAAGAUGCCAGUAGCACUCAAACAAAAAAGAGUUGUUGAACACAACCAGACCUAUUCUCAAGAUGGAGUUACUGAGACUGUCUGGACAAGUGGAUCUUCAAAAAGUGGACCUCUGCAGGCAUUUUCUAGGGAGUCUACAAGAGUGUCAAGAAGAACACCAAGAAAAAGGGUGGAAGCUACAGAACAAUUGCCUAUAGAUGAUGCUGUAAUAUCAGAGAGUACUCCCAUAAAUGAAACUAUAUUGGCUGCAAGCAACGAGACCCUAGUUGGCAAUAGGGUGCCUGGAAAUUUCAAGCAUGCAGCUCCUACACUGUCAGUCAGUGAACUCUCAGACAUGCCCAGAAGAACACCAAAGAAACCACUGAUGACAGCUGAACAAGAAGAGACAGAUUGUCCACAUCAGUGCUUUUUAAAUCAUGUUGGUCACAACCAGUCCUGUGAUCUGCUCAACACAGCCAUGAUAGAGGUGCUGGAGAGAACUACAGAAGAAAGAAGAAUAGAAAGGGAUAUUCUUAAAGAAAUGUUCCCUUAUGAAGCAUCAACACCUACAGGAAUUAGUGCUAGCUGCCGUAGACCAAUCAAAGGAGCUGCAAGCCGGCCUCUAGAGCCCAGUGACUUCAUACUGGAGGAAAGUUACUCUAAGUAUGCGCAAAAAUACAGUACCUCGACUGACAUCAAGUCAGAGAAGCCACCAAUAAAAAAAGAACGCCCUGUUCCCGUGUGGAUAAAAGUUCUUCUCUUUGUUGUUGUUUCAGUCUUCAUGUUUUUGGUUUAUCAGUCAAUGGAAACUAAUCAAGGAAAUCCUUUUUCUAGAUACCUGAAUAUUGUCACUUCAGGCCGUGCCGAAUGAAUAUCUUUCUGAAAGGCACACCCAAUUUGAUCUCCUGUUUUUUAAUUGUAGAGAACUCUUCUGCCCUCUCAUCGGCUCAAGGACUUCUUACAAAUAAUGUGAUUGGAACCUGAUAAAUUGGAUAAAUGAAGAAAGAUAAUAUUAAAAGGACAUUGAUAACUUUCUGGACUUUGGACAAGUAGAUCACUGCCAUAGGAGUAACAUUUUUUUAAAUCUUUGAACUUUUUGUAGGCUUUAUUUUUUUAAUGUGGACAUCCUUUAAAUUCACUUUUGAGAAAAUGUAUAUUUGUUUUUGCAAGAACUUGGAAGCUGAGAAGGGCAAAAAUGUAGAAAAAUGUGAAGCUGUGUUUUUAAAGCUUUUCCUUUGUACAGAAAAGAAGUUGUACUUCUGUCUCUAGAUUAUAGCAGAGAAGAUUUUAACCUGGGAAAAGGGCAAUGCAUUUUUUGAUGCUUUUUUUCAGUAACAAAAUAACCGAAUUUGAUCUCUUCGGUUGUAGACAGAGUACAACAGCAACCUUUUCUGUCGAUUACUGUAACUUUUUAGUAAAUGUAACUGUAAACCUGUUUGGAUUUCUGUAACCGUCUCAGUAUCAUAUUAGUAACUGUUUAAGUGUAACUUCAUUUAAAUGUAUCCCUUCAUUUUAGUGCUUACAGUGUUGUAGGAGCUGAAUACAGAUCUAAUUGGCAAGCGAUGUCUUAGAGGAACUUAUUUAUUAGUAAUAUGUGUGGGAAAUAAAAACAACGUCAUAAUAAUUUGCUACUAAAAUACUUUUUUGGGUCAAGAUUGUUACCUGAAGCAGUUGAAAUUCCAACAUUAGCAGUGGUCUUUUUUUUUUUUUUUUUAAAGCGAGGUCUUUCCAACACAGCUUUAUGUGAUUAUCUUUAAAUAUUCAUGUAGAAAAGUAUUCUCAAAGAGUGAAAAUUCCAUAUGAAGUUUUAUUCUUGUAUGAAGAGGGCAUUGCUGCAUUUUUUGCUAGUUUCAUCUUUUAAGGUGAGAUUUACUACUUUCAUGCCAUUGACUAUUUUUCUCAGUGGAAGCAUGCUGAAACACUCUCUAUUGUGUAACUUGAUUGAGCAGGCAGCUGACUUUACUACUACCAAUGAAGAGUGAUAAGCAAAAAUCUUUUUCAAGUGAAUGUAUACAUUUUUGGUGUGCUUAAAUUUGCAGCAUACAGAUGUUCAGUCUUAUUGCUUGGUACAAAAUUGCAAUAAAUCAUACUACUUAUUCUUAAAGUGCUACUUAUAAAAAGCUGAGAACAUUAGUUAAUAGUCAAUAUCUUUUUACUCUAGGUACAAUUAUUGUGUAGACUAUAGCUAUGGGGAAGCUUUACUUUUUGUGAACUUUGGGACAAACAUGGUAAUUUGUAGCAAAGCAAUAGUUUUGGGGUUUUUUUCCUGUUUAAUGUUUUUUUUUCCUUCUAAACUGCAUUUUUGAGUAAUACAAAUAGCUAAACUUGUGUCCAUCCUAUAGGGAAUUGUAACAUAAGACAUUCACUUUUGGUGUCAAAAAUGGAGAAAAAUAAAAAUGAUUUUAUUGUGUGUGGAUUUUCCUUAUCAAAUAAAUGCAUUGCUGAAAAGCAGCAAAAGCAAGACAA